Lycium barbarum (goji berry) is the source of this 1029-nucleotide messenger RNA. RefSeq lists its product as uncharacterized. NCBI's taxonomy places the organism in Eukaryota, Viridiplantae, Streptophyta, Magnoliopsida, Solanales, Solanaceae. The coding region runs from base 1 to 1029 and encodes 342 amino acids. The transcript has 3 exons. The record is from RefSeq and is a predicted model, not a curated record.
AUGGCUUCUUCUAUUGUUAAUGCUCCUAACUUACAUCCUUUACAUCCUUUACAUCAGAAGAGGAAUGUGGAUAAUGAUCUGCUUAAUGUGAUACCAAGAAUCAUCACUGAAAAUGACAAUGAGAUGCUUAAUACUUUACCAGAGGAAGAGGAAAUUCAAAAAGCUAUCUUUAGCAUGAGCCCCACUAGUUCAGCAGGACAAGAUGGAUACACAGGAAGGUUUUACCAAAAAUGCUGGCAAAUCAUCAAAAGGGAAGUUAUUGAAUUUGUCCAAGAAUUUUUCAAAGGCAGUCCCAUCUCAAGAUAUUUUACUCAUACUUGUUUAGCUCUAAUCCCUAAAGUGAAUCCCCCUACUACUUUUUCAGAAGUAAGACCUAUUAGUCUUAGUGUAUGGUACUCUAUCAUCAUUAAUGGGACCAGAACAGGAUUUUUCAAUUCAGAGCAGGGCUUGAAACAAGGGGACCCUCUUUCCCCUGCUUUAUUCAUCAUUGCUUCUGAAGUUUUUUCUAGAACUCUUAAUAGCCUUAACGCUGUAGAUGAGUUCAUUCCUUUCUCUAUGAAUCAUAAAGGGCCUUGUAUAAACCACCUUGCCUAUGCUGAUGAUGUUAUCAUUUUCAGCAGUGGUAAUUCUAAAUCUAUUAAGCUAAUCAUGAAAAUUAUUAGAAGGUUGAGAGGAUGGCAAGGUAAGUUAUUAUCUCAUGGUGGGAGAAUGAUUCUUAUUAAGCAUGUUUUGCAAGCUAUUCCUACUCACAUACUAGCUGCUAUGAGUCCUCCUAAAGGUACUAUAAAACUAAUGGAAAAAUAUUUUAACAGGUUCUUUUGGGGAUCCUCAAGUGAAAAAACCAAACAUCAUUGGGUAUCAUGGGACAACAUGAGCUACCCCACUGAUGAAGGAGGAGUAGGAUCAAGAAGAAUGCAGGAUGUUUGUAAAACACUGGCUAUGAAAAGAUGGUGGAACUUCAGAACUGGUGACUCUUUAUGGGCCAAUUUUCUGAAGGCAAAAUAUUGUAUAAGGGGCCAUGUGGUAUAA